AAGGCAUCAGAUUAAACAAAGCCUGUGAUAGUUGGCAUUGUCAGAAACUUGAGUGAGGAUGAUGCCACUUGCCCAGAUGAGAAGAUGGCAGGGGUAAUUAGUGAGUAAGCAAGCUAAAGCAAAGGUUAAAACAGCAUGAUUAAAGGGUUUGUUUCUACUUUUUACUGUACUUUGCUACCAAGAAAUGGUAAAGGCAGGGGGUAGUAAUAAACUCAAAACUACCCUCGAUCUCCUAGGCUGUAAAAAUCAUGUCGCUGGAUGCAGCAAACUGGCUAUAAAAUCAAGAACACUUACAACAUCUCUCUCUCUCUCUCUCUCUCUCUCCUGGAGUCUCUCUGUUUGAUUGGUUAGGGAGCAAGGCGAUGGAUGCUAAUGGCGGCAAUGGGUUUGGAGUAGAGAGCAACGCUUCGGCUGUCCAUGGUGGCAUGGCGAUGGCUUGGCAAUGGCAUGGCGGCCAGAUGAGCGGCGGCAGCUCGUGCGCUGCGGCGCCGCCGCCGGUGCAACAGCCGGCGAUGGAUUCUCUCGCGUGGUCGUCGACGGUCUCGCCGAGCACCGGCGCUGCCACGGCGGCGAGCGGCGCCGGCUUCUUGCUGCCACCGGCAGCCGUGCGCGGCGGCUUCGGCAGUUUCCCGGUCAACUCCGGCGGCAUCGUCGAGCCGGCCGGUGACUGCUCGUCGGAGUCCAAGAAGAGGAGAUCAGACGAGAUUGCUGGAACGGAUCACGCGAACGCAUCGAACGCGCUUGCCGAUUCUGGGAACGAGACCGAGUGUAGCAAAGAUGUCAACGGCGAAGUGAUCGGCCCGCCGGCGACGGCGGCGGCCGGCGGCAAGUCGAAAGGGAAGGGAGCCAAGGACGCCGGCGAGGCGCAGAAGGAAGGGUACAGCCAUGUCAGAGCUCGGAAGGGGCAGGCAACCAACAACCACAGCUUAGCAGAGAGGCUGAGAAGGGAGAAGAUCAGCGAGAGGAUGAAGCUCCUGCAAGACCUUGUCCCUGGCUGCAGCAAAGUCACCGGGAAGGCGUUGAUGCUCGACGAGAUCAUCAACUAUGUUCAGUCCCUGCAAAGACAAGUCGAGUUUCUGUCGAUGAAGCUCUCGGCAGUCAACCCAAGAAUCGAUCUCGACAUUGAAUCACUUGUCAACAAUUCCAAGGAUGUUCUUCGUUUUCCCGGGCAGCCUUCCUCUGCUCCCAUGGGAUUCUCCUUCUCCACGGAGAUGAUGCCGGGGCUACAAUUAUCACGACCGGGCAUCCUUCAGGGAGGUGUCCAUGGCAUGAUCAAUCCAGAUGUGUUCACCAGCCUCAUGCAGAAGCAGCAGCAAAAUGACAAGGGAGCAUUCAGAGAGCCUCAGAUGCAUCAGACUUUGGAUGGAUCAUUCCGUAACACCGCACAAAUGCCGUAUCCACAGGUCAUGAGUUCAGAAGAGCUAAGCAUCAGGCAAGAUCAAGAUGGGUUUCACAUGUGAAUUGCAGCAACAUGGAUGAAGCAGGUUUAUUCUGAUCAGAAAGCAGAUGGAGUGACAAGCACAAACAGCAUGUGCAUAGGAAUUACUGCUGCUGAGCAAUUCAGAAUUGCAAUUCUAGUUGCCUGAGCAAGUGACCAGCUGCAAUCUGACUUCCAAUGGGAAGGGAAGAGGUUUCCCAUAGAUUCAGUACAUGGGGUGUAGCUGUGAUCAAAUAUCAGAACUGAAGCUUCACUGAACUGGACAGCUAGAACUGCAAUCCAUGAUAGCUAGAAACUCCUCUGACAUAGGACGGAAAAAAAGAACUGAAGAAAAUAUAUCUGUGCAUGUGACAAAAAAUGGAUGUCCAAAUAUUUGAUGCGAGCAAUUGAAUCGCAUUGGGAUGCAUAUCUUGUUUUUUGUGGCUCCUUCCAAGUAGCAGCGAAAAGCAAUGUUUGAUAGAAACACUGAAAUACAACUGUUCAGCAUGAAAUUUAAUGCUUAUGCAUCAUUUUUUUUU
This is a messenger RNA of Oryza sativa Japonica Group (Japanese rice), 1956 nucleotides long. Its product is annotated as transcription factor BHLH094-like. NCBI's taxonomy places the organism in Eukaryota, Viridiplantae, Streptophyta, Magnoliopsida, Poales, Poaceae. The record is from RefSeq and is a predicted model, not a curated record. Gene Ontology annotation, cellular component: nucleus. Gene Ontology annotation, molecular function: protein dimerization activity; DNA-binding transcription factor activity. Gene Ontology annotation, biological process: regulation of DNA-templated transcription.